This is a messenger RNA of Schistocerca piceifrons (Central American locust), 906 nucleotides long. RefSeq names its product esterase FE4-like. The record is from RefSeq and is a predicted model, not a curated record. The transcript is spliced from 6 exons. The coding region runs from base 1 to 906 and encodes 301 amino acids. Lineage: Eukaryota; Metazoa; Arthropoda; Insecta; Orthoptera; Acrididae.
AUGUAUGUAUGGUUUCAUUGCCAGAACCAUACCCAUAGGUGUAUUUACUCUUCCAAGUCUGCCUCCAUAUUCUCUGGCUCUGCCCAGUCUCAAGUGUUCAAUCACACUAAUGAAACUGAAUGGCCAAGACAUUUAGCAAAGUUAAUCAUACUGGAAAGCCAUGACACACCUCCAGUGCCCCUGUCUCCUUGGAAUGACACAAAGGAUGCUUUAUCAUAUCCUGAGAGGUGCAUACAGAGGCUUGGUGAUGGAACCAUAGAAGGAGUUGAGGACUGUCUCUACCUAAAUGUCUUUACCCCAGAGCUACCAUCAAAUAUUAGUGUCCCAAGACCCGUACUAGUGAUGAUACAUGGUGGCUGCUUUAUGACAGGUUAUGCUGAAGAACGUCCACUAGAUUUCUACAUAGAUCAUGGGAUUGUUGUAGUUACCAUACAGUAUCGUCUUGGAGCUCUGGGAUUCAUGAGUACAGGUGAUUCUUUACUGCCUGGAAAUCUUGGAAUGAAAGAUCAAGUCCUUGCACUGCAGUGGGUAAAACAAAACAUUCUUGCAUUUGGUGGUAAUCCAGAUGAAGUUACCAUUGAGGGCCAAAGUUCAGGAGGAGCUGCAGUUCAAUACCACAUGAUGUCACCCAAGUCAAAAGGUCUUUUCAAACGUGCCAUAGCACAAAGUGGAUCAGCACUUUGCCCAUGGUCAUUUUCUAAAAAUGCUACAGACAGGACCUAUCGUUACACAUCAUACUUGGGACAUGAUGCACAGAACUCUUCUGAUCUGAUGGAAUUUCUGAUGACAGUUGAUGCAGCAGCCCUGGUGGAAGCAAGAUACCCUGCACUAAAUCAAGAGAUAUUUCUUAACUUUUUUGCAAAUGACAACAAAUUCCAAUAUUACUCUGUUAAAUGUGCAAAUUAG